This is a messenger RNA of Oryzias latipes (Japanese medaka), 2553 nucleotides long. RefSeq names its product SET and MYND domain containing 4 (gene smyd4). NCBI's taxonomy places the organism in Eukaryota, Metazoa, Chordata, Actinopteri, Beloniformes, Adrianichthyidae. Gene Ontology annotation, cellular component: cytoplasm; nucleus. The record is from RefSeq and is a predicted model, not a curated record. Gene Ontology annotation, biological process: heart development. Gene Ontology annotation, molecular function: histone deacetylase binding.
ACGUUACAGGAAAUGGUCAAGUCACGCUUUGGAUUUCCGCUUCCUUUUCAGAGAGCAGGAAUUGGUUGCGCGCAAUGAGUUAUAUGACUCAUUGGUUGCGCGCUAACCCGUAAAUGUGCUUUUCAUGCGUCUCUAAAACAGUGUUGUUCGUUCUGAGAUGGACCUUCCGUGCGUUCGGUGGCAAGAUCACAUUGUCCGGAAAUGGAGUUCGCUUCAUUUAGGGAUGAAGAAAAAAUUUGAGUCCUUGGUUGAUGUUGAUGAUAUUUUCAAAUGUGUUCUAAGCCAAACAACUCAGGGUGACGUAGACUUUAUGAAGUCAGUCUCUGAAGGAUACUCAAUGAAGAAGGACGCUGAAGAAGCAGUUAAAUACAGGGAGAGGGGUAACUCCCACUUCAAAGCUGCUGACUACAGGACAGCAGCUCUGCUUUAUUCACAGGGUGUUUGUUUUGCUCCUUGUUGUUCAGAGCAGCUGUCUCUGUGCUACGCAAACCGCUCUGCUGCUCUUUACCAUCUGAAGCAUUUCCAGGACUGCCUUGAUGACAUUGAAAGAGCUUUGAAGGCCGGCUAUCCAUCUCAUCUAGCACACAAACUACAGGAGCGUCGCACAAUGUGCCUAAAUCAACUCAGUAAAAAAGCUGCUGAAGAUGAGCCUAGUAUGUACACCAACAGAAAAGCCAGGACAUCAGCUUCAAAUUUGGGGAUUUGUCCUAAAGUGGCCAUUGAAUACAAUUUGGAAAAAGGCCGCCAUCUGGUGGCAGUAGAGCGAAUAGCACCUGGAGAUGUGAUCCUCACCGACAGGCCAUACAGCUUUGUUCUUAUUCCAGAAAUGGAGGAGAUGAGAGAGAAAGAUGCAAGGGCAGACAUGUUUGGAACACAGUAUUUGAGAUGUCACCAGUGUUUGGCUAAAACUCUGUGUUCGGUCCCAUGCGAGGGAUGCAGCUACAGCCGAUACUGUUCAGCUAGGUGUCAACGGGAAGCUUGGGAGGAGCAUCACAGCUGGGAGUGUUCAUUGGGAGCAGAUCUGAUGGCUAUGGGCGUAAUGGCACAUUUAGCACUCAGGAUCACACUAAAGGCAGGUUUGAAAACCAUUCAAGAAGCGAGGCAACUUGUAACAGAAACCCAUGAGGAGGCAAAGUCAAACGGCCUGAUCAGCUCUCCCUGUAAUCCUAAUACAUGUUCAAAAGGGGAUGAUCCUUUUGCAUCACACUAUGGUGACUCCUACACGAGUGUGUUUCACCUAUUGCACCAUACAAGUCAUCAAAGCACCGCUGUGCGGUUCCUCUAUGCAGUAACUGCAGCAACUCUUUCCAUGAAGCUCAGCCAGGCAGGAUUUUUUCUUGCUUCAAGGAACAUUAACAAGCACUCAUCAGCAAACAGCAGGUGGCCAUGUGGACCAAAGAAAGAGGAAGGAGAUGCAGAGCGGAGCUCGGAGCAAUGGCUGCUGGGAAGUGCAAUUUUGAGGCACCUGCUGCAGCUAAGAUGCAAUGCUCAGGCCAUCACUGUGCUGCAGGAUUCAGAAAUGGAAAACUCCAGAGUGCAAUCUCGGCAGGAAAUCCGUAUUGCCACAGCGAUGUUCCCAUCUCUAAGUCUUCUCAAUCAUUCCUGCAGUCCUAACACCACCCUGGUGUUCAGCACUGUUACUGCUGAUGCAGGUUGUGCAGAUGGGCCUGCAGACAUGCGUCAACAUUUACCUGAAGAAAGGCAGGAAACUCGGGGCGUCUCUGUGACGGUGAGAGCAGCCAAAGUUAUCAGUUUGGGACAGGAGGUCCUACACUGCUAUGGUCCUCACAGCAGUAGGAUGGCGGCUGAAGAACGACAGCGCCUCCUGCAGGAGCAGUACUAUUUUCUGUGUCAGUGUGAGGCUUGCAUCAAUCCAGAGAAGGAUGGAGAAGCCACGCACCCGGGGGUUAAAGGAUCUCCAUCUGAGGCUGAGCUGUUGUGUUUCAAAUGCAACACCGUUCUUAAAAAAAACCAUGAAGGCAGGUUCUGUUGUUCACUGUCAACCUGUGGCCAUCAAACUACUUCAGCAAAAGUAAGCAGCAAGCUGCAAGAAAUUAGGAUUGUUCUGGAAAAAGCUGUGGACCUCAUGGAGAAAGACAGACCAGCUGAGGCCCUGCAGCUGUUAAAAAAGAUAGAGAGUCAUUCUGAGCUGAUGCUUGCACAGACGCAUCCUUUGCAGGGCGAGCUGGCUGAUGCAACAGCCAGAGCUUAUGCUACCAUGGGAGAAUGGAACAAUGCAGCGUCUCAUCUGGAGCGGAGUGCUGUAGCCACUUGCUCUCAGUAUGGAGAGGACAGCAUCGAACUGGGACAACAGCUCUUUAAAUUAGUUCAGCUGCACUUUAACGGUGGUGCCAGAAGCCAAGCCCUCGCCGUCAUUCCCAAGGUCAGACGGCUCUUCUCCCUUCACUGCGGUCCCCACUGUCCUGAAUUACUGGAGCUGAAAGCCAUGGAGGAUUGUCUUCGAGGGUAGUCUUUUUUGCAAAAACAACAUGAAUCUAGUGCUGCAUUCAAUAAAUCUCAUUAAAAUAAAAAGUUGGAAAUUUUCUGUGUGAA